Morone saxatilis (striped sea-bass) is the source of this 1783-nucleotide messenger RNA. It is a transcript of the gene ca14, whose product is annotated as carbonic anhydrase XIV. The record is from RefSeq and is a predicted model, not a curated record. The coding region runs from base 12 to 1196 and encodes 394 amino acids. Gene Ontology annotation, cellular component: plasma membrane. The transcript has 13 exons. Gene Ontology annotation, molecular function: carbonate dehydratase activity; zinc ion binding. Lineage: Eukaryota; Metazoa; Chordata; Actinopteri; Moronidae.
GGAGGGCUAACAUGGACUCUUUGGGUCUUUUUAUCCUUUUAUUGCUUCUGUGUGUCCAGUGGACAGCCGCCCCCGCUGCUGAGGAAAUUGCCUGGACAUACACUGGCUUGGUGGGUCAGUCUGAGUGGUCACAGUAUUUCCCUGACUGCGGUGGCACUUCUCAGUCCCCCGUCGAUGUCGUAACCACCCAGACUAAAUAUGACCCCAGUCUGAUCCCUCUGACCCCACUGGGCUACAGUCAGCACGGCUACAAGCCCUUCACUCUGUACAAUAACGGACACACAGUGGUGAUCGAGCUGCCUGACUGGAUGGGGCUGGAGGGGCUGCCCUGGCUCUUUACAGCUGUGCAAAUGCACCUCCACUGGGGCAGCGGCGGCCCGAGUCACAGGGGCAGCGAACACACCAUCAACGGACUGAGUGCAGAUGCAGAGCUACAUGUGGUGCACUACAACUCUGAGCUCUACCCCAAUAUGUCCGCAGCCAUGACACAGAGGGAUGGUUUGGCUGUUUUAGGAAUUCUAAUUGUGACAGGUGAGGAGACUAACCCGGCAUUUAACAAAAUCCUCAACUACCUGAGCCGCAUCAGACAUGCUGAUCAGAAGGCGUCCAUCCCAGCCUUUGAUAUCCAGUCGCUGCUCCCUAAGGAUCUGGGACGCUACUAUCGCUACAAUGGCUCCCUAACAACGCCGCCCUGCUACCAGAGUGUGAUCUGGACACUGUUUCACGAGAGGGUCCAAAUCUCAAAGGCACAGCUGCUAAAGAUGGAGACGAUACUUUACUCCAGUAAAGUUGAAGACCCAGACAGGAUGCUGCUGCAGGACAACUUCCGCACUACACAGCCGCUCAACCACAGGCUCAUCUUCACUUCCUUCACUGCAGAAUCAGGGAAGGAGCUCUCGUCUGGUGAAGUCACAGCCAUAGUAAUAGGAGUGAUGUGUGGCUGUGUAGGUCUGGCAGUAAUCAUUCGCUUCAUAGUGAAGACGAUACGAUUUUUUACAGUCCUCCACCGUGAAACAGUCGUGGUAAACAGCUCUACCUCUAGCUGGGACGUCCUACCCAGUAACCGGCCUGCUCCCAUGCAAAGGAUGAAGCAGCCAGAGAAAGCAAAAGAGAAAAAACAAGACAUGGCUCUGAAAUCGACGUCUGAAGGAGAAAAGAAAGAAGAACCCUCACCGUCUCCUCAAAGUGAGCCCUAGCUGACACUUGCAAACACAUAUUCAGUGAUGUUGGCAGUCUUGGUAUCAGACAUUUUUUUAAAUUUUAUUUUGCACGUGACGCACUUGGUUUAAAUAUGUCAGUUUGCUGGCUCUGAGUCGUAUGUUUGCUCUCGCAAUGCUUGGGAAGCACAAUUGGUUCAUGUAAAUACUUUGUAAAAAAAUAUGUUUUGUUCUUUUCUUGUUCCACAUUUGGCUGUCAUUUCAUCUUGUUCAUCCUGCCUUGAAACACAAGCACACUGCACUGUAUUAAAUAUAAUAGACUUGUGAAUUGUUUACCUGUGAAUUCAAACUCAGUGUAAUACCAUUAUUUUCUUUUGCCCCAGGACUUUAGCAUUGACACUUGGAGUUGGACAGUUUGGUAUUAAGGUCCUAUUAAAUGAAUUAAAGAUCUAUGAUGUAUGAACUGAUGCUGUCCAAACAUUAUGGCUCUGAACUUAAAGUAGCACAUUGUGUUGUAAAUGGAUGAGUUAUAUUUAUAUACCUAUGUUCAUUCUAUUAGAAGAAAAUGUAUUUGGUGCCAUAUAUCAUCUUUGUCUGAUUGAUUUUUUUGCUGUAUAUAACUCGUC